AUGACGCUGGACGCCUCCAAAUUCGGUCGCCAGCCCUCGGUGACACUUCAGCGGCGAUUGAGAGAGCAAUAUCGUCGGUUUUCCUGGACAGCAACACCAUCAGACUCAAUAUACGCAGGUAUUACAAUCUCACUCUCGGAGCAGCGAGGAUCCACGAUCGCAGUAGCAAUUCGAGAUGCAACCUAUCUACUCGAUUUUAUCGAGAAAAAGUACGGUCCGGAGGAACAUCAGCCGUGUUCUGCGGAGGCUGUGGACUUUACCAUUUCGCAGCUCAAAUGUUACGCUGAGAAACACAUGGAGAAAGUCGUCGGCAUUGCCAUGCACAAGCAUGUAGCCAGUCUUUGUCCAGAUUUGUGCUCUCGACUAUGGGCGGAGCUCGACAUUAUACCUUUGGUGUUGCCAGGGCUGAGCUUGCUCGGCCGAUUCGCUUCGAACGGACGAGGGCAAUCUCGGCCCUGGGAGAUGAAAGAUAUUGAUGAACAGGCCGAGUCAAUGGCACGAAAAUGCGUCAGGCUAUUUGGACCCGAGAAUUGUCCCUUGUUGCAAGUGGGCAACAUGGGAAUCGUCGAAGUCGACACCGAUUUCCACGUGCGCCUCACAAACCUCAGCGACUUUGAGCGGACUGUUUCUGCUGCAACCUGGAAAGCCUGCAACUACUUUGCUGAGGAUCUUAAGCAACGCGGUGUGAAGAUUGCAUUCUUCAGUGCCACUCCUCAAGGUGGAGGCGUUGCUUUGAUGAGGCAUGCCCUGUUGCGAUUUUCGCACUCGCUGGGGACGGACAUCAAGUGGUAUGUGCCUCGACCACGACCAGGUGUCUUCCGAGUCACCAAGCGCAAGCAUAACAUUCUGCAAGGAAUCACACCACCGGAGGAGCGACUGACUGCCGAUGACAGCAAUCUGUUGGCAGCCUGGAUCGAAGACAAUGUCAAACGAUACUGGUCUGUGCCCGGAGGUCCACUUCGUGCACCGGCCGAAGGAGGCGCAGAUGUGCUGGUAGUGGAUGACCCUCAAAUGCCAGGUCUCAUCCCCAUUGCCAAGAAGAUAGCUCCAGAUCGACCGAUCAUCUUCCGCAGCCAUAUUCAAAUUCGGAGCGAUUUGGUGGAUCAACCGGGGACCUCCCAAGCAGAGGCAUGGAAAUUUAUGUGGAAUAAUGUGAAGCAAGCAGAUUGUUUCAUCGCUCAUCCUGUGAAGGCAUUCGUACCGCGGGAUGUACCCUCCGAGAUGGUCGGAUACAUGCCUGCAACGACUGACUGGUUGGACGGACUGAACAAAGACAUGAGAGAUUGGGACAUUGCACAUUAUGGGCGUUUGUUCAACGUCGCUUGCAAGAACGCUGAAAUGCCGCAAAUCCAUCACCCGGAUGAUCAAUACAUUGUCCAGAUUGCUCGGUUUGAUCCUUCAAAGGGCAUUCUUGAUGUAUUAGAAGCAUAUCAGAAGUUUCACCACCGACUGACGCGUGAACGCCCAGACUUGACACCACCCAAGCUUCUGAUAUGCGGCCAUGGCUCAGUCGAUGAUCCGGACGGGGCUGUUGUCUAUGACCAAAUUGUCAAUCACAUCGAAACCCAAAGCCCACAUCUUCGCGAGCUUGUCUGCGCAGUCCGACUUCGACCAUCAGAUCAGGUGUUGAAUGCGGUUCUUUCAAAGGCGAUUAUUGCACUGCAAUUGUCGACUCGGGAAGGGUUCGAAGUCAAGGUCUCCGAGGCUAUUCACAAGGGUGUUCCUGUGAUUGCAACCCGUGCCGGUGGUCUUCCUCUGCAAAUUGAGGACGGUCUCAAUGGGUUUCUAGCCGAUAUCGGUGAUACUGACACUGUUGCGCGGCAUCUUUUCGAGCUCUUGACGAAUAAGGCACUGUACCGACGAAUUUCAGACUAUGCGAAAAGCCAUGUCUUUGAUGAAGUCAGUACGGUGGGCAAUGCAUUAAGCUGGCUCUAUCUUGCGUCCAAGUUCACCAGCGACGGCCAUGUCAAACCGAAUGAGCAGUGGAUCAACAGCUUGGCGUUCGCAGAGAGCGGCGUGCCCAUUCCUCCGGACAUGCCUCGUCUUACUCGAGAAGUCGAAGUUGAACGAAUGGGAUAG
Messenger RNA from Penicillium diatomitis, 2079 nucleotides. RefSeq names its product putative trehalose synthase (Ccg-9) (gene ccg9). The record is from RefSeq and is a predicted model, not a curated record. The transcript has 6 exons. The coding region runs from base 1 to 2079 and encodes 692 amino acids. Gene Ontology annotation, molecular function: glycosyltransferase activity. Lineage: Eukaryota; Fungi; Ascomycota; Eurotiomycetes; Eurotiales; Aspergillaceae.